CUCUCUCUCUCAGUCUCUCUCUCCUCUGUGUGGUUUCUUGCUAUCACCACUCUCCAGACUCUCUCUCUCUCUCUCUCUCUCUCUCUCUCUCUCUGUCUUCAUUUAAUGGUUCUCAGAAUUUGAGAGGUCCCCCUUCGAGGGAAAUUCAUCCCCGCCCGCGGGAGACCUUGCGCCCGCCCUUCUCGGCGAUCUUCGCUCUCAACUCGCCGGUUUUUGCCCAUUUCCUUCCCACCCAGCAAUUUAAAACAGGGAAAAAAAAGGAGCUUUCCUUCUUUCUAAACUUUGCUCCUGCUCAGAAGCUAAGAUCACAGAGAAGCCCAAAAUACCACUUGCUUCUUUGUCCCUCCCUCUCUCUCUCUCUCUCUCUCUCUCUCUCUCUUACUCUCUCUUGCUCUGCUUCUAAGCUUCUUCAAAAUCUAUGAUGAUGUUUCCUUGACAAUGUUGGAAGUGUUCUUGGGACUGUGAAGCUUGAGCAAGCUCUUCUUGGACUUGGGGUUUCUUCCUGCUUGCCGAGGGGUUAUUUUUGCUGGUGAUCAACUUCUUGUUGUGGUUGGUGGGGUCUUCGUUCUGUUGAGGUAGCUGCCGGUGCUUUUUUUUGGGGUCGCCUGUGAGUACUGCUGUCAACUUUUUUCUCAUAUUAGACAACAGUGCGUCAAGGAAAGUUGCUUUCCUUGAGGGAAAGAAUGUGCGAAUAUUUCGUGCUAAAUCUCCAGCGCAUCAUGUUGGUAUCUUCUUGGCUCGCCAUUCAUGCUUUGAGAUUGUAAAAAUAUCGCACUUCGCUUUGAUUGGUGGUGAGUUGGUCGUUAAUCCCCAAUUGCUCUGUUUGGAGGGGCUCUGUUGCUCCUGCCCUGUCACCUUUAGAAAGUAUACAAUAUUUACCACUUCAGUCAUCUGUUUCUUUGACUGUUGCUCGAGUGCAUUUUGAGCUUCCUUUCAUUUCAUUGAUCUUUUAGCUACCCUCAUGAACCAUAAUCCUAGUGCUUCCCUUCCUUGAAGAAACUGUUCAAAAUCCUUUCUUCAAGACCUACGUAUCAUAUUUAACCUCUAUGCACUGAGCUAAGAAUGGUAUUCAGAGUGUUUCUUCUACUUCUCUUUGCUCCGAUUUUCGCCCAAUCUUUAGACGCAGUUUUCAACGAUGACGUUUUGGGGUUGAUUGUGUUCAAAGCCGGGCUUCACGAUCCCAAAGACAAGCUUUCUUCGUGGAAUGAAGAUGCUGAAUAUCCUUGUGACUGGGUCGGGAUCAAAUGCGACCCGAGGUCUAACCGAGUCACUGAGGUUGCUCUUGAUGGAUUUUCUCUUUCCGGACACAUAGGCCGUGGCCUUUUAAGAUUGCAAUUCCUCCAGGUUCUAUCACUUUCCAAGAACAACUUCAGUGGACCUAUCAACCCCAGUCUCACGAACAUUGGGACCUUGCAAGUCCUAGAAUUGAGCGAGAACAACUUCACGGGAUCAAUCCCAGAUGAAAUGUUUCAGCAAUGUGGCUCGCUAAGAGUAGUUUCAUUUGCUAAAAAUAGUCUCAUGGGGCGGAUCCCUGAUUCUUUAAGCUAUUGCUCGACAUUGGUCGCUGUUAACUUCUCCUCCAAUCAGCUAUCUGGGAAGUUACCUCUAGGAAUGUGGUUUUCGAGGGGGCUUCAAUCGCUUGAUCUUUCUGAAAAUUUACUGGAGGCAGAGAUCCCUGAAGGAAUUCAGAACUUAUAUGAUGUUAGGGUUGUGAACCUACGGAGAAACCGGUUCACCGGGAAUAUUCCGGGGGAUAUUGGAGGAAAUUUGCUUUUACGCUUUCUUGAUCUGAGCGAGAAUUUGUUCUCUGGGAACCUUCCAGAAUCAAUGCAAGGACUGGGUCUAUGCAGUUCUCUUGAUGUACAUGGAAAUUUACUUACAGGGGAGAUUCCAGAUUGGAUUGGGGAAUUAAGAAGCCUCGAGAAUUUAGAUCUCUCGGGAAACAAACUGUCUGGUUCAAUCCCACCGUCAAUUGGAAAUAUCCAGUUACUAAAGAAACUAAAUCUGUCGACGAACCUUCUCACCGGAAGCUUACCGGACUCGAUAUCUAACUGCAAGAACCUUUCAAUUCUAGAUGUUAGCCAGAAUUUGUUAACGGGUGGUUUUCCUUUUAAGCUGGACACUGGAGGUGUCUCACUUUUGGGAAAUGGAGUAGAUAAACGCGCGGAAUAUACUUCACUUCCAGCUACAAGUUUGUAUAAUAAUCUGCGGGUCAUGGACAUAUCUUCAAAUGCUCUCUCCGGUGAAAUUCCGGCCGACCUUGGCAUUCUUAGUAGUGUGGAGUCACUGAAUAUGUCGAGGAACUUGUUCUUCGGUUCCAUCCCAGCCAGCAUAGGUGUAUUAAAGUACACUCAGUUUCUUGAUUUGAGCAACAAUCGGCUAAAUGGAAGCAUUCCUCCUGGAAUUGGAGAAGCAAUUUCGCUCAAGAACUUAAAGCUGGACAAAAACUUCCUAAGUGGAAACAUUCCACCUCAGAUUGGGACAUGCUCGAAUUUGACAUCACUGAUCCUGUCACAGAAUAACCUGACCGGCCCGGUCCCUCCUUCCAUGGCGAACCUCACUAAUUUAGAGUACGUGGACUUUUCCUUAAACAAUCUCUCCGGAAGCUUACCCAAGGAGCUGGCAAAUCUUUCGCACCUGCUCUAUUUCAAUAUCUCGCACAACCAUCUGGAAGGCGAGCUCCCCGUCGGCGGGUUCUUCAACACCAUUCCUCUCGCAUCUGUCUCUGACAACCCGUCUCUUUGCGGCUCUGUUGUCAAUGAUUCAUGCCCCUCAGUCCAUCCAAAACCCAUUGUCCUAAACCCUAAUUCUUCCAACCCUGCGGGUGCUGCAUCCUCUUCAAAUCACCGCCACAAGCGUAUUAUACUCAGCAUAUCUUCCCUUAUUGCCAUCGGUGCCGCAGCUUUCAUUGCCAUUGGAGUGAUAACCAUAACUCUCCUGAAUAUCCAUGUUCGGUCUUCCAUGGCUCAUUCUGCUCCGGCACUCACACUAUCUGGAGGUGAAGAUUUCAGCUGUUCGCCGACUGCUGACCCAAAUUAUGGGAAACUAGUCAUGUUUUCUGGAGAUGCUAAUUUUGUUAUGGGGGCCCAUGCAUUGCUCAACAAAGACUCCGAGCUGGGCCGUGGUGGCUUCGGAGUUGUUUAUCGCGCGGUACUCCGUGAUGGUCGAUCAGUGGCAAUCAAGAAGCUAACCGCCUCGGGUUUGAUGAAGUCCCAAGAUGACUUUGAGAGGGAGGUCAAGACAGUUGGAAAGAUCCAGCACCCUAAUCUCGUAAAGCUAGAAGGAUACUAUUGGACACCAUCAUUGCAGCUUCUAAUUUAUCAAUUCGUUCCUAGCGGGAGCUUGUACAAGCAUCUUCAUGAUGCAGAUGAGAGCAACAGCCUAACUUGGAGGCAGAGAUUUAACAUAGUACUCGGGAUGGCCAAAGGAUUGUCGUAUUUGCAUCAAAUGGGUGUGGUUCAUUACAAUCUGAAGUCAACAAAUGUUCUAUUGGACGGCUCAGGAGACGCAAAGGUAGGCGAUUUUGGCCUUGCAAGAUUGUUGCCAAUGCUAGACCGUUGUAUCUUAAGCAGCAAAAUCCAGAGUGCGCUCGGCUACAUGGCUCCGGAAUUUGCAUGCCGAACGGUAAAAAUAACGGAGAAAUGUGAUGUCUACGGGUUCGGGAUUUUGGUUCUGGAGGUAAUAACAGGGAGAAGGCCAGUGGAGUACAUGGAGGAUGAUGUGGUGGUGCUCUGUGACAUGGUGAGGGGCGCUUUAGAGGAAAGCAAGGUGGAGAAAUGCAUCGACGGGAGGCUCGGAGGUAGUUUUCCACCUGAGGAGGCGAUCCCGGUCAUAAAGCUCGGUCUAAUAUGCGCAUCUCAGGUGCCCUCGAACCGGCCGGAUAUGAGUGAAGUCAUCAACAUUUUGGAGUUGAUCCAGUGCCCCUCGGAAGGUCAAGAGGAAAUACAAUGACCUUAUAGUUUUGUUUAAAUUAAAGAGCAAUACGGUUCUAUAGAGUUUGCCAUUGCAGAGGAAUCCAGUUUGCGUGAUCUGAAAAGAUCUUGAUACUGUGAUUCAUAUACUUCAUGCAUCUUCCUCUCAUUACGGCUCUAUUUUUGGAUUCUUUCUUCACUGGUGUGAUAUUACAAGAGUCCAAAUGUUAUGUCCUCUAUAUCAUACUUCGCUUUCAACAUAAAGACAGCCCGAAUCUCUUCGAUUUGGUU
Molecule: messenger RNA, 4202 nt
Organism: Syzygium oleosum
Lineage: Eukaryota; Viridiplantae; Streptophyta; Magnoliopsida; Myrtales; Myrtaceae
Product: leucine-rich repeat receptor-like protein kinase PXC2
Exons: 2
Coding region: 1063-3951 (962 amino acids)
Biological process (GO): protein phosphorylation
Molecular function (GO): ATP binding; protein kinase activity; protein binding
Source: RefSeq, a predicted model, not a curated record